Messenger RNA from Histoplasma mississippiense, 4494 nucleotides. RefSeq lists its product as hypothetical. The coding region runs from base 1 to 4494 and encodes 1497 amino acids. Gene Ontology annotation, biological process: DNA integration. NCBI's taxonomy places the organism in Eukaryota, Fungi, Ascomycota, Eurotiomycetes, Onygenales, Ajellomycetaceae. The record is from RefSeq and is a predicted model, not a curated record. Gene Ontology annotation, molecular function: nucleic acid binding. The transcript is spliced from 4 exons.
AUGACCGACAUUGCUAAGUUUGAGCAGUUUGGCUUAAAUACGUUUUACAAUGCCAUUCCGACAUUGGAUAAUGCUGGUGAUUGGUUCCAGUGGAAUCAGAAGGUCAAUGAGUUCAUCCGAAUAUCCACUGUCGCCGAUGAUGGAGCAACUCCGCCGGCGGAGGAAGAGGAGGCGCGGCAGUGGACCCAUCGCCAAAAGUUCUACUCUGCAAUGAUCGCGGCCAAGCUGACGCACAAUGCAGCACAACGAAUCAAAGCCUCUGAGAUAUCUCAAGUUGAGACCCUCAUCAAAGCAGUAAAGAAUAACUUCAAACCGGAGGGCACUGGAACAUACGUCAAUCUCCAGCGACAGUAUAUGUCCCUUACAAGAGAGAAAUGCGGAAGUGCGCAAGCCCUAGGAGCCGAGAUCAGAAAGAUCCACGCUGAAAAGCUUCUACUCGAUCCAGACUGCGUAACCUCGGAAAUCGAGCGAACAUUCUUCUUCAUGCAUGCACUUGGGUCCAGAAUGGACCUUGUUAAUGAAAGGGACCCGAAUGGAACCGUUACAAAAGCAGCACCCUCAUUCGACUACAUUGAAAACAAGGCAAUUGAGGAAGAGCACAGAAAGGGCCAACUAGGCAGACAACCCACUGAGGCGCGGGCGCUUCCUGCUCUCGCCCUAGUACGAGGGCCAGGCGAGAAGAAAGUUAUACCGUCAUCAGACGGAAACACAUGUCGAAUUGAGAUUGAUAAUGUUCCGUAUUGCUCAUUCUGCCGAAAACCUUACCAUAGAGACUCGGGAUGUUUCAGCAAGAACCCCAGACUAAAGGAUCAGAAGAGAGAUGGAAAGAAGCCAAGGCCGAAGCCAGGCAGUUCCUCUCCAGCACUGAAGUCGCUGAAGAGGCAGCCCACCACUGACGACGAAGACGACGAUGUGGGUGGCCCGAAGGACUCAAAGAAACCCACCUUCAUGGCAAUGAGGGUCACAGAAGAAGACGUCAAUGCAGCAUUCGGAAAGGACAUUGAAGGGAACCUUGCCGUUACUGGCCACACCCUCGCAAUGAUGGCUACAAAGACUCUCUCGAUCCACGACGCUUGGAUUGUCGACAGUGGAUGUGCUCAGCACGUUUGCAAUAAUAGAUCGAAGUUUGUCCAGCUGAACAAUUAUUGUGGGCCGCCGCUCAGGAGUGUCGAUGCCUCGACGGCCCCACUGGGAGUGGGAACGGUGAACAUCCUCUGCAGCGUACGAGACAGGAGGAAAUGGCUUGUCCUUGACAAUGUCCUAUUUGUCCCAUCAGCACACGCAAACCUUAUAUCCGUGAUGCAGCUGCUCAAACGAGGAGCCAAGGUUGAGUUUUCAAGUCAAGGUGCACGUAUUCGCAGCAAAUCAAAUGGAAGGAAUCUUUACACCGCAAGCCAGUAUCAGGGGGUCUAUGCCCUCGAUCUAUGGACCAGUCUCACUUUUCCAGCUUACCAUGUCAGUCCUCAAAUGAAGCUCUGGCACAAUCGGCUGGCUCACAUGAGCGAUACAAAUUUACGACAUCUUAAAAGGCAAGCCUACGGCGUAAGAGACGUAGAGCCGAGGCAGCCAUGCAACCCAUGCCUCCAGGGCCGAAUGAUCGAGAAACCCCACGGUCGCUCAGGACCGCAUCGAAGAGGUGAAUACCCAAUGGAACUUCUUCAUAUCGACGUUGCAGGACCAUUUGAUGAGGGACUCGACGGCAGUUGCUAUUGGCUCACCAUCGUCGACGAUUCAACCGGCUGGAUAGAGAUCGUCCCCAUACCACGACGGCAAGGAUUUGUCAUUGAAUCACUCCGCUUCUUCAUCGACCACAACGAACGUCCUGAACGAAAAUGCAGACGAAUACGCCUCGACCGGAUCCCUGAACAAGUGGGAGAAGAAAUGAAGUUCACACUUUUCUCUCGGGCAAUUAGGGCCGAGGUCACAGGCGUGGAUCAACAUCAGCAGAACGGCGUUGCUGAAAGAGCCCAUAAGACAAUAUAUGAUCGAGUUGGACCCACACUGGCCCAUGCAAAACUUCCGUUCAAGUUCUGGCCGGAGAUAGCACGCACUGCAGCAUUUCUCUCCAACCGGUCGCCGUCAUCAAGGCUUAACAUGACACCGUACCAAGCGUGGUACGGCGAGAAACCUGACCUGUCACGACUGAGAGUGAUUGGAUCCAGAGGGGAAUACCUGAUCCCACCCAAGCAAAGGAAGAAGCUCACGGAGCCAAGAACAAGGCCAUGCAUCCUGCUAGGCUACGAAGGAAACACCAACUACCGUAUCUUGCUGGAGGACGGAAGAAUCGUUGGCACUCCAAAUGCUGAAUUCCAUGAAAUCCUUACAAAUCCCUCCACGCAGACUAUAGAAGACGUGGGAGCCAGACUGAACGGCUUACCUGAGGCAACGGCUGCUGCCGCAGGGGGGAACAAGACGACAGGACUACUGGACCAACCGUCUGUAAGCAUACGGCAAGCAUCCGUACCAGCAUCUGGACGCCAAGUGUCGAUGGCAGCACCAGAGCGGAUACUACGCCGGUCGAGUAACGAGAACUCGCAAGAACAAGUGUUGUCUCAAUCGAGUGACGAUGACUCGCAGCCUAAUGUUGCUGAACAGGGAGAUAGGACCUUGUCCCCGAUAUGGAGUGAUGACAGUUUUGGAUCAUUUUCGGACUUUAUACAGGAUGAUUUCCAGACGAGUGAGUCACUGACCGACGGCGACCAGCAACAGGACGACACUCAACAACGAGCGCUACCCCAGUCGAGUGACGAUGACUCGCAGCCUACUGUUGCUGCACAGGGAGAUAGGACCUUGUCCCCGAUACGGAGUGAUGACGCCUCUGGAUCCCUCUCGGAUACUAUCCAAGACGAUCUCCAGAGAAAUGACUCACUGUCCGACGGCGACCAGCAACAAGGCAACGCUCAGCAGUAUCAAGUUCAAGGAGGAUGGCAACGAUAUCCAGAACUCCAACUUGACCGAUCAGUCCAUGUCGUGCAACAAGAAGCACUAGAACGACAUCCUGAACUGAAAACCCGUGCCUUACAGACGACACAGGAUACGUCUAAUGAUGGCGAGGAAGAUCUUGCACUAAUGAACAUACCUGAAGGGAAUACAAUCCCAACAUUCUUAACCAUCGCUGCAGAAGAAACGGAACCCUUUGAGCCCAAGACUCUUCAGCAAGCGAAGAACGACGCAAGCUGGCUUGAAUGGGAAAAGGCAAUGCUUGAAGAGGUCAACUCGCUCAAACAAAACAAGACGUGGGAGCUUGUUGACCCUCCCAAGGACCGACGGACUCUGAGCGGAAAAUGGGUCUUCAAGCUUAAACGUGGACCUCAUGGGGAAGUCAUCCGUCACAAGGCUAGAUGGGUAGUGAGAGGGUUCACGCAAAAAGAGGGUGUCGACUAUGACGAAACCUUCGCUUCAGUCGUCAAGCCAAUGAGCUACAAAACGCUCUUCGCAAUUGGAGCGGCUCUGGGCCUUGAGAUUGAACAAAUGGAUGUCAAAACGGCAUUCCUCUACGGCGAAAUUGACCAUGAGAUCUACCUCGAACAGCCCCAUCUCGUGGCAGAUGGCACGCCAAGGGUCUGCAGGCUCCGGAAGGCGCUCUAUGGUCUUAAGCAGGCUCCUCGUAUCUGGUACCAAACUCUUACAAACUUCCUGCGCGGUCUCGGCUUCGAGCCAAUCAACGCUGAUCUUGGAAUAUUCGUGCGGAGCAACAUGUAUAUCGCGGUGAUCAAGAGAGCCCUCAGAAACCGUUUCCACAUGACGGACCUCGGACCGCGCACCUAUUAUCUUGGAAUGUCCAUCCAGCGAGACCGCCAGAACAGGAUACUGUACCUGAGCCAAGAAGCCUACAUCGACAAGGUGAUUCAUCAGAUCUCUCAUGUACAUUAUGCUCGGAACCAGAGGAGAAUCGCAUAUGCGGUCUCUAUAGCGAGCAGAUACCUGGUAAAUCCUGGACCGCAACACAUAAAACUUGCUCGGCGCAUCCUACGGUACCUCAAUGGCACGAAAGGACUCAGACUCACCUAUAAGGGCCACCCUCAAAUGCUGAAGGGCUUUACGGAUGCUGACUGGGCUGGCUGCCGCGACACACGACGAUCAACGGCUGGAUACCUCUUCAACAUCGGGAGCGGGGCAAUCAGUUGGCAAUCCAAACGUCAGAACAUUGUCGCUCUAUCAACCUGCGAGGCCGAAUUCCUAGGACAGACACAGGCAACCAAGGAAGCGAUCUGGCUGAGAAGGCUACUCAACGAGUUGAAUAUGAGCCAAGGAAAAGCCGCAACGAUCAUCUGUGGCGACAAUCAGGGAGCCAUCGCUCUGUCAUCGAACCCACAAUACCACUCACGUACAAAGCAUAUGGAAAUACAACGUAAAUGGCAAGGGGAAGUCCAAGAUGCAGGAACGGUUGAAUUGAAGUAUAUCCCAACUGCGGAACAAAUUGCUGAUGGGUUCACCAAGCCUCUUGCGCGAGACAGGUUCGAAUGGUUCCGGAGAGGGCUUGGCAUCGAAUGA